Molecule: messenger RNA, 1356 nt
Organism: Astyanax mexicanus (Mexican tetra)
Lineage: Eukaryota; Metazoa; Chordata; Actinopteri; Characiformes; Acestrorhamphidae
Product: transmembrane protein 158
Exons: 1
Coding region: 278-1030 (250 amino acids)
Source: RefSeq, a predicted model, not a curated record
AGAGAGAGAGAGAGAGAGAGAGAGAGUUGUGAGCGCAGUGGACAGUUGAGAGACGCGUCUGUGGUGGUUAGUUAGUGCUCGCGGAGCGCGCGAGGGUAUCUCUCGCGACCCAGCGCAUCCUCCUUUUCAGCUUUUGCGCGCGAGUGACGUACGGCGCACCCUCCACCCUCCCCUCUCCUGCCGUCACCCCCCACCCUUUUUUCUAUUUUUUCCUUUUUUUUCACUCCUGCUCGAAACUUUAAAUGCCCCGUUCUCCGCGCGCUCCCGCUGCGGGGCCAUGCUGAGCCACUCCCGCGCGGCUCCGCUGCUGCUGCUGGCUCUGAGCGCGCUCACCGCCGCCGGACUGGCGCGCGCCUGGAGCGACGACGACCUGCUGCUGCCGCCGGUCAACUCCACCGCGCGCUUCCUGGCCAACCUGGAGGUGGACGUGGCUUACGCGCGAGGCUCCUCGACCUCCUCAUCUUCUUCAGCAUCUUCAUCAUCUUCAGCAGCAUCAUCAUCUGGAUCUUCUUCCACAGCCGCCGCGACCUCCUCUUCCUCUUCAUCAUCUUCUUCUGACUCCUCCGGCGCGUGCAACGUGAGCGUGGAGCGGCUGCCCGCGCGGCUGGUGGCGCGCUGGGACGGCGCGCUGGGCUUCCGCUGCGACGUGCUCGUCUACACGACCAACAGCCACGGCAAGGCGUUCUUCUCCGCCGCCUUCAGCCGCGCCGUCUCGCCCGUCUACAUCGAGCACGUGGGGCUCGCGGGGGGCCAGCAGGAGCUGCGGCUGUGCGUGGGCUGCGGAGCCACGGGGCCGGUCAGGCAGCGCCGGAGACCCGGGUCGGUGCGCUUCUGCUGCCUGGACUUCGCCCUGGACGAGCUGAAGGGGGACAGGAGUUGGAGGCUCAACCGCAAGCCCAUCGAGUCCACCCUCGUGGCGUGUUUCAUGACUCUGGUCAUCAUCGUGUGGAGCGUGGCCGCCCUCAUCUGGCCAGUGCCCAUCAUCGCGGGCUUCCUGCCCAACGGCAUGGAGCAGAGGCGACCCAGAUGAACACGUACGCUUUAAGGCUCUUUCACACCGAGUGCCAUUUUUAAUUUUCAGAAGCGUUUUUUAAUGUAGUGCAACCUUCACAUCGAGAUCGAGUUCACACUUUUUACACUUCUUCCGUCUGUGUUCUGCAAACAUAGCUUUAAACACCUUAUAUAUAUAUCUGCUUACUGUCCGGUUUCUGCUCUCUUAAAUUUCACUUCUCCUGUAAAAGCUGUAGCCUAAAUUUGCUGCUGUCAAGUCAUGUCAGAAAUACUCUCUUUACAAGAGUGCAUAUGACAUCACAAUCUCUUAUUUAUCAGUGGGAAACUCUGUAUUUUCCUUAAGCC